AAUUGGCAGAAGGGGAAGGAGUAGCUAUUUUGACUAAUUGAAGUCCAACGGCUAGCUGCUCAAAGAACAGGAUGGUACUUUGGAGAGUUAACCCGCACUGAAGCUGCUAAUAAACUCCUGAGUGCAGGGAAUCGCACAGGAUCCUUUCUGGUGAGACUUAGCGAGAAGCAGAACAGUAAGAACUUUGUACUGUCUGUCAGAGAUGGAUCAGAAGUGAAACAUUAUAGAAUCUAUGAGAAAGAUAACCAAUUCUACCUGAAUAACAAGAUGAUGUUUCAGGACAUUAAUACUAUUGUGAAAUAUUACGAAACUAAGGACCUCAGCACAAAUCUGAAACUGCUGCAAGCAUGCCAAAGGGGAGAGCCAAAUCUAAGAGAGUUGUCUUAUCUUACUGUGGAUGAGUGGGAAAGACCCAGGGAGGAGUUUACUUUGGUUAAAAAGAUCGGUAGCGGCAAUUUUGGAGAGGUUUAUGAAGGCCUUUGGAGGAAUACAAUGAAAGUAGCCAUCAAAGUAAUUAAAAAAGAUAUAACAAAAGAUGAUGAUUUCCAGAAGGAGGUUAAGAUAAUGAAGCAACUAAAUCAUAAGAACAUUCUCAAACUGUAUGCUGUGUCCAGUAUAGAUCCAUAUUACAUUAUAACAGAGCUGAUGGCCAAAGGAAGCCUUCUGGAUUUCCUCCGAGGUUCUGAAGGAAGGAGUCUAUCACUUCCAGAGCUCAUUGAUAUGGCAGCACAAGUCUCUGAAGGGAUGUACUAUUUGGAAACCAGCAACUUCGUCCACAGAGACCUAGCAGCCCGGAACAUACUUCUAGGAGAACACAAUAUCUGCAAGGUGGCUGACUUUGGACUAGCUAGAGUUAUAAAGGAUGAGUUUUACUUUUCGCAUGAGAAGAUCAUUCCGUACAAGUGGACUGCUCCAGAGGCUAUUAGCCAUGGAUAUUACUCUGUCAAAUCAGAUAUUUGGUCCUUUGGAGUUGUGAUGUAUGAAAUUGUCACCUAUGGUCAAAUACCUUACCCAGGGAUGAGUAGCAGUGAAGUCUUCAGUAAGAUUACCAGUGGGUACAGAAUGCCACGCCCACAAUCAUGUCCAGACGUCCUUUACCAAAUAAUGCUGCAAUGCUGGAACAUUGAUGUCGAAGAUCGGCCUUCCUUCUGUGAACUGAGAUGGUAUCUAGAUUCCCACCUCAACUAUGAAGAUGCAAGCUUAUGAACGGCUACCUACAGAAAUAUAAUAUGAACAGCUUGCAAGAUUGUCUGGUGUAGUUAGAAAGACAUUGGCACACUUUCUAAACAUGCAAAUUGUUUGCAAUGCCACAUUUGCAAUACUUUUAUCAUAUUAUGUAAAAGAUCAGUAAAGAAGCUUUUAUAAUGCAACUUCAGAACUCACUGCUGUGUGGGAAGUAUGAAUUCCUAUGCAUUUUAUUUCAUAUCGCAAGACAGAUUUGCAUUUCACAGUAAUGAUUGGUCAUGACUUUACCACAUCCUUAUGAGGAAUGAAUUCUACAUUUUCUGCAAAUAGAAGAGCUGAAGAAAUUCAUUAAUUUGCAUCCUAAAAGCUAGAAGCUUUUGCAAUAUAAAGAAUUUUAGCUCAUUUAAUAAGGCAUUUGCCAGAUCUGUACAUGUAAAGCUACUGUUUGUUCUUUCUAUUGCAUUUGCACCAUGAUUUCAGUUUUUAGAUGCCUCCCUUCAAGAUGAUUGUCCCUGUCAUUCUUAGUUGAAACAUAUACAGCUCAAUUCUUAAGUGUUAAUCAGCGGGGUAGAGCCAUAUCCCAUUGGGUAACUGGGGAGAAAAGGUACGAUGUACAACUAUUUGUAUUUAAUUUUAACAAAUCACCUGUACGCUCUUCAGCUGAUGGAAAGCACAGCAUGGUAAAGCAAGACAAUGAACUUUAAGUGUUUGAAAAAUUACUCCUGCUCUUCAAAAUGGAGACCAGAGUAUGCAGACAUAAUCAAUGACCGUGAACAGUGUAUACAGCUUCAUAUCUAAAUAGUCAGGCAUGGAGAAUAGUUCUGUGUACCUUACCACAAACACUCUAGCUUUCUGCAGGUCUCUGUCCUGUAUGUUGCUGUUUACUGCUGUAUGGGAGACUUCUGUCUUGCAGUAAACUUAUAUAUUCUGCUGGUGGCUUUUCAUGGCUCAGAAUGCAUGAACAGAAACUUGCUUAGGUAAAAAUGAAGAACAGAUGGAAUCAUUAGUACUAAUUUUUAAGAAAUGUUACUCUUGGCAGAGUUGUUUAACUUACUGGAUAUACUUGAAAGUAGUUCACACAGCUGUGCAAUUCCCAUCUAAGUAGUAAUCCAUCCACUUAAGCUGGUUGUGGUGAGCAUCUCUUUAGUGAAAGUAAAUAUUCCGUGGUAUAAUAUAUCUUGCCACCGUUGAUUUGGUGUGGUACUGUAACCGUGAUCAAGAGAUGCUCUUUUUCCUCUUAAUGGUAAGGGACUUAGUACCCAGACCGAAUAAAUUUGUACACCAUCCCUCAAGAAUAGGGCAAUAAAUUUCCUGCUGAAACCGAAUGUUUAUGGCUGUAAAAUGAUAGCAACUUAAUCAAAAUGGGAAAUAGUCCUAGAGGGAAACAAGAGCAACAAAAAAAGGAUAGAUGCAAACUCUGAUGCUUUGUACCUUCUUGUGGUUGCACUGUGUGCACACUGCAGGAUGGGACAAUAACAGAGCAUGUAAUCUAGGUUGUGUUGCGAAGGAUUAAUGCUUGAAAUAAACUGUUGGUAAAAACUCAGUUCAGCUGAAAGUGCAUCUAUUCAGUGAUACAGACACACAUGAACUGCUUUUUUAUUGAUAAUGAACCCUCCUCCCAUGCAGUUGUGUUCUGUUUUCUCAUCAAAAUUCAUUAGUGUUAUGACUGCAGGACCCUGAUGGCCUUUUGUCUAGAAAGACAGAUUAAUAUAAAUGAAAUAUCAUUGAAGUACAGAAAUUAUAGAAAGCAUACUUUAUGGUAUUUUCUCUGCACUGAAAGCUAACUAUGUAGAGUUGCACUGGCUAAUUUUGUAUUUUAAUGUGUUAAAUUCUGUUAGUCUGUCAUCUUGUGGCUACAACUUCAGUGUACAAAAGAUGGCAUAUAAAAUGUGACUAAGUGAAACCUACCACAGCUGUAGCAGGUCUUUAGUAGAGUACUCUGGUACUCCAGUGUUCCAAUUACUGGUUGUAUGGGCUCAUCUUCCCAUACUUCCACUGUGAUUUGCUUGGCAUGGCAUUCAUCUCUUUGAGAGAUGUAUUUUAUUUUUGUAGUGUUUUCACAGUAAAUGCUGGAUUGUUUAGUCUAGUUUGUAGGGGAUAAAAUGUGAACAAAAAUGCUAGUGCGGUACUGUUCAAAAUUCAUUUGGAUUUGGAAUGGUAAAAAUUGUGCACCAGGAAAGUAUGUGGCAGGUAACUGACAUUUCUUUCCAAAAUGAGUUCUAGAAACUCAAGUUUCAGAAAUGGUCUACUUAAAAAAAGGGCUCCAUUAAAUCACUUUAAUCUCUGUCUAGGGAGCACAGCUCACAAAUAGGUAACAGUAGACAUUUGUAAUUUAAAGCUGAAUCCUGUCCUGCAUAAGGAAAAAAAAAAAAAAAAAGGUUCCCACAUCAUACUUAUGAGAUCCAAGACCAUAAUGUUCAAACUUUGUAAUAAAAAUAGGUUAAACAGUGCAAGGAAGUCUGUAAAUACAGCUUUUCAGGAUGGAAGUUUUCAUAGUCCAACCCACCCUAAAAAAUGUAUACAAUAUCACAAGGGCACACAUCCUUGGGCAGCUGGAAUAAACGCACCUUCCAAUAGGUGUGAAUCCUGACAUGCAGGGUGAGAGACUUUGCUGAUCUUGGACUAGUUGCUCUCUGCUUUUGUACAGAUGGGAGUCGAGUUCAUGUAAUAGUCUGAAAAGGUACAUGAAUGUGGAAAAGUCAGGUGGUAGCAUUUACCAGCCCAGUUUGUUCAGAAAGUGCAAAUCUAAAUUAAAGCAGUGGAUUUCAAUAAUUUUUAGCUGGCUGAGCAAGAUCAAGUGUAGCCUGCACAGAAACAAGACACUUACCCUGAUCAGUGAGUGCAUGCUGCUGGAGUCCUUGCAGAAAUGCCUGCAUUUUUCCUGUGCAUGAGGGGAAGAGAGGCCACUUGAUAGGAGGCUGUUACUAUGUAUGGCAAUUUAGUGCUUUCUUGAUGCCAUAGAUUUUGAUGCAUGCAUCUACCUGUUUGUAGGGAAUAGAUGUUUGUUGCUUUGGUAAAAAUGUCUUGGACCACUCUGAACCAGCCAUGACAGUUUUGUCUCUUAUCACUACAGUUCCUCUCUUGCAUAAUUCUGGAAACUUUUACCAAAUUACUAACUCAAUCAGCCUCAUAACACAAUUAAGUGUUUCUAGGAACCUUUGGGGAAGAUGCUGUUGGACACAUUCAUUUUUAAUUCUGAAACGAAGCUCCUAUUUCAGUGAGUUUAAGGUAUUUUUUUUUUCAAAAGUUUAUAUUCCAGCCAUUCAGUAUAUAGCUGAUAUCCAAACAUGGUUUUCCCCUGAGCAACAUUUCAGGAUGAAGACCAAGUCUGCAGAGCAGUAUAGAGUGAAUCUUGAGUGCAAGGUUUGCACUAUAAAUACAUGCCUUUUUAGCCCAAUUAUUAUAUAGCAGCAGCAUACAGAGACUGAUCUUGUAAUGUCAAGAUUACAGCAGAGGUUCAGCAAACAAGGUCGGCAUGUCCACUCUGCAGCCUUGAAAACAGCAUCACUGGAUCUUAAUCUGACAGGUUGGCAUCAAGCGAGUAGAGAGGGGUCGUCUUCUAGUGAACUAACUCAGUACUAACUAGUGACUAAGCUCAGGAAGCCAGCAUAAUAAAUAAAUAUAUAUAUAUAUAUAUAUAUAUAUAUAUAUAUAUAUAUAUAUAUAUAUAUAUAUAUAUAUAUAUAUAUAUAUGGCAUUUGCGAAGGGAGAACAUCACUCCAGUGCCUAAAUGACUUGCAGCACCUUGGCAUCGGAGUCCUGCUUUCCCUUUCAGGAGAGUCUGAAAAUGCAGUUUGUUACACCGUGUUAUUUUGUGAACAAGCUGUGUUUUUUGAAACUCUUUCAGCACAAAGCUCUAUAUAUUCAUAUAUAAUUUUAAAAUGACUUUGAAGUAUUUUGCUUUUAGCUGACUCUAGAGUUGAAUGCUGAUAAAUGUAAAAAUAAAGCCUUUUUCUUUUGCAAACUGCAAGUGUAAAUGCAAUCUGUGGGACCAAAGUUUAAAUGAGUUUCCCUGACAAUCCAUGAGAACUCUUAAUUUAAAAUGUAUUUUCUUGGCUUUCAUUUUCCAAAGAAAAAAAUGCAAGGAUGUAAAAACUAUUUUUGCAUUCAAUAAACCCUUUAGGAACUUGUAUGGUGUCUGUUACACCUCCCCCAGUCCUGAGUGGUUAUACCCUUUUAUGAAGAUGCUUCACUUCAGAGGAAGUAAAACAUUUCCAUUCUGCAGGAUCUCCAAAAGUCAGGUUUAUUUUCAGUAGGACAGCAUUUUCAAAUGAAGUAUUUUCAAAUGAAAUAAAAGCGAUUAAUUACUUAAAAUGCACCUCGAGUUUUUCCUUUUAACCUGACACUUGUCUGAUAUCUAUGCCUCAUACUCCAUCCUGCUGUACAUAUCUGUGAGUCAGUCAUCAACUAAGGUUACACUCUAGCCGUUGUGCCUUGCUAGGAAUGAGAUUACAGUGCUGAUAACUUGGGAAAUAGUAUAGCUAAGGUGUCCGCUAUCAGUUUUGACCACUGUGUAAAGUAAUUAAACUGGAGUCUCCCAAGCUGUAAUACUUGGCAGUCUGAACUGCUCAGUAUGUCUCUUUGUCCACAAUGCAAGAAUUGCAGGAAAAUUUAGCAUAACAUUUUCAAAAUUUUCUAGAAUGAGAGCUCCAUUAAUUCACGACACAACACUGCAAAUGAAAUGUCAGUAUUUCACUGGAACGUAGCCAGAAAAGGUCAACCCAAAAUACUGCACAGAUAAACCAUGCAGUCCAUGUGCUCUGCAACAUACAAAAUCUAAAUGUACCAUCUCUGAGGCCAAAAAUGGAGAAGGAAAAGUACAAAAAAAAUCCUUUUGCUAUGUCACCUGACCUUUGAUAUCUUUAAAGUCCUUUAGAGGACAAAACGGAAUAACAUUCAAAGUGUAGAUGGCACCUGCCACAAAGCAACAACAAAAGUACAUACAAAGGAAAAUAAGUGUAAAAAUGCUGAACUUCAAAACAGCACAGGCUAAUAAACCAGCUAUUGGGUAAGCCUACUAGUCAGAAAAGCAUAUAGCUAUGAAGGAAUAGAAUUUCCAGAUCACAAUGGUAGGCCAAAUUAAUUCAAGGACUGUACUCUUUAACGCAAAGAUAUUGGAUUGUACUGAAUUGAACAGGCUGGCAAUAGGAUGGGUGCAGGAAAUGGAAUACAUAAGUAUUUGAAUCACUCAAUACAUAGACUUUUCAUGGCAUGAAGACUACUGAGGACAGCACUGAGCAGUUGGAGACCAAGGUGAUUGAAAUAGAGGAGUUGGGGCACCAGAAAAAAAUCUAAGGUUAUUUGCUCCAUGAGAAGAGAAGCUCAGACUGAGCAAUACAAGAGACUGGCCAGAUCACGUGGUCAGCAUACCUCCAGAGGACCCUUAAAAUUGAGAAGGGUAUACAAGGUCUUCAUUCCCUAGGACCUGAGAUCCCAUAAGACCAGCUGUGAUCAUAUCAGCUUUAAGUUCCUGGCUAAAUUUUAAAGGUGAAGGUCUGUUGUGUAUUUUGACCUAAUGUUGGAUACAUGUGUUGGGGUGGCCUUCAGCCAGCAGGUAGGUUCUGCUGACAGCAGAAAUUAUAAAUAUCACUUUUUAAUGUUGCAGUAAUGUGAUUUGAGCCACUAAAGGCCUGAACACUGGCCCAAUUUCCAGAGAAUAGCUAUCUUCUCCCUUCAGGCUGGAUGGAUGAACUCUCCCGAACUUCAGGCUGUCCUGAUACAAGAGAAAUGUCCACCCCUGCCCUCUUCAGUUCUUUCUUGCAACAAUUCAUGUGAUGACAGUGUUAGGCCUAGCUUGCAAAAUGUGCAGAUAACCUAUUUUAUUGCUAUACUUUUCUUGUGUGCCCAUUUAUCAGGAUUCGGUGGCGGUCUGAUUUGGAUUCUAAAAAAGAUUUAGCUUCUUGACUGUGAGGAGCAGAUUUCACAACAAGCAUUUCUGUGGUAGUUUUUAUGCACAACAGAUUUCUAUGUAAAUGUUUUUGCUUUUGGGACCUGAGCAAUAUGUAGCCAACUACUUGUUUUUCAAGGUUGAACCUUAAAAUAUAGGGGAGAGCAAACUCUCUCUAGAAAUACCCAAAUCAUGAAAGACGGUGCAUACCUGGCCUAAGAACACUGUAGAAUCAUAAAAUAGAAAAACAGUGAACCACACCACACUGUGAAAGAGUUUAAUAAAGCGCUAUUCGUAUGUCCUCUUUAAACUUCUUCAGAUGUAAUACAAAGAGAUUCAAACUAAUUUUAAAACAAGUGAGCAUAAACAUGUGACUAUGCUGCCUGAUUGGCUUUUUUAAAAGAAUACACUAGUUACUUUGCAACUACCACCUGCACGUUAGUGAUAUCAACAGUUAUGUUCAAUGAAAAGUUACUUAUUCAUUAUUUAACACAUAAAUACACUCAUAAAUACACUCAAGGAUAUGUUUGUUCAAAUAAAUUAUCACAAAACUUGUGUUUGUGACGUACUUAAACUUUACACUUGAAAUUGCAAAUGCUAUCUUCUCAAACUCUUAAGUUUGAGGAGACAUGUAGUAGCACACAUCAUUGAUGCCUGGAUAGUUAUGGGCAUUUAAAAGCAAUUGCCAGUACAAUUUCAAUUCUUCCAGUUUCAGUGAUAUCAGCCCCCCUCUUCUAUCUAUUUGCACCUGGGCAAUGGUUUUAACUUUGUGUGGCCUCCUAAUAAAGAAGAGUUUUGCCAGUGUGGUCUACUUUGUCUGUCAAUAGCAUAUAUAUGCUCAUAAAUGUGGUCGCGGAGUCUACGCUCCAUUUUGCCUAUAUAAAAAAACAGAACAGUCUUGACAAUUAGCUAAAUGAACAAUAUACUUUGAUUUGCAUUUAAAUCUAUUCUUUAAAAAGUAUGUUUUAUCUUUAACUACAAAACUGUUUCCUGUCUAUGAAAUUGCAGUAUCUGCACAUACCGCAUUUAACCAUUCCCAGAAAUCUAAAUGCAGUUGUCUUCUUACUAGUACAUUUUUAAGGUUGCCUCCACGUCUAUAAACUAUCUUUGGGAAGUUGCCUACUUUAUUCAUAAGGAAAGUGUCACUACGUAAUAAGUCCUAUUUCUUGUGAAUGUAUGAUACUGUAGAACUGCUGACAUUAAAAGUAGUGACUAAUCUAAUAUUAAAUUCUGUAACUUCCGUACUGGUUUUAGGAAGAGUCAACUGAGAAUUUUCUAAGGAAGGUGGAGCGUCUAUACCAUAAGAGUUGGUUAUAUUGGCCUAGAAUUUAACUGGGCCUAAUAUAGGUACUUGCGUACCAUUAGAUCUUUUGUAUUUAACUUAUAUUAGUGUGGCAACCAUUUCCUUAGGAUAGGCUCCUCUCAAAAAUAAAUUCCUGAGAUUUUGUCAUUCUGCAAUAGUCUAAAAUUCCCACUGCUCUCACCAGUUGCCCCUUAACCACCAAGUGUUUUUGGUGGUAAGGGUGGUAGCUGGAGAAAUGCAGACAAAAGAAAACUUGUUGUGAGAAGAUAGCAUUUGCAAUUUCAAGUAUGUCACAAACAAGUUUUGUGAAUUUAUUUGAACAAACAUAUCCUUGAAUGUAUUUUGUAUGUGUUCAAUAAAAAGUUACCUAUUCAUUAUUUAACAUGUGUUGAUAUCACUUUAAAGAGCAGGUGGUAGUUGCAAAGUAACUAGCGUAUUCUUUUAUAUUGCCUAAUUGGCUUUUUUAGUCACAUGUUUUAAAAUGAGUUUGAAUCUUUGUAUUAUAUCUGAAGAAGUUUAACGAGGACAGACAAAAAGUGCAUUGUUAAACUCUUUCACAGUGCGGUGUGGUCCACUGGUUUUUAUUUUAGUUUUGUAGUUUUUCCACAUUUUCAACACUGUAGAAUCAGCCAAAUCCUUUAGCAUCCCUUCCAGAAAGAAGCUUGUAGUGCUCCAAUGAGGAGUUCAGGAAACUAGCAUUCCAUUAGACUGCUUAUGAUAACUAGUUUUUGUCAAUUUGCUUUUCAGUCCCCCAACUUGGUAUCAUCCAUCGAGGCUUCUGGCAUUAUCCAUUUGUAGGCCACAACAAACUUGGUCAGUGACAUGUUUCCCGUGCUAAAUCCCAUCAGGUGUCCGAUGGUACAGAUUCCUUUCCAUGGAUGUCUGGUUCUGAUACUCUUGUUAAGGACAGGAAUGCAUCCACUUGUCCCUUGCUGGCCUUUGGUUCUUGGACUGAGGUUUUGGGUAUCCACCCACAUUCCAUGCCCUCCAAGGUGGUGUCCAUUCCUAAGCCCAUUACCAAGUCAUCUGAAGCAGCUAUUGAAUGGGCCAUCAUAAACUCCUUAACAAUUUUCCUUCUUGGAUUAGUAAAUCUCACUUAUGGUUUUAUAUUUUUCCUGAAAAUACCCAGCAGUAUAGCGAGAGCCCAUGUCUAGGAUACUCCAUCCCCAAGAGGAGGUAUCUCUCCUCUUCUAAAGUUUCAAACUGAUUGUGGAUAAUGUAGCCUAUAUAGAUCAGCUGUCCUCUCCCCUGGAGUCUGAAGAUAUGCUAUCUUCUGCAUCUCUCAUAGGAUGAAAAAUCACUUCAAAUAGGCAAAGGAAUUCACUCUAUUUUGGGUUAUAGUGUUCUGGCCAUAUUGCAUUCUAAGCCCUGGUCAAGCCUCCACUAAAGUUUUGUCUGAUGGCACUUCCUAAUUCAUCUUUGGAGCCUGAUUCCAAACAACUUCCUCGUAGAAAGCCUUGCCAUUUUCACAGGAUAAAAACAUUCCUUUACUUGCUUAAGAAUCCUAUUGUGGAUCAUCUGUGGUACUCUUAUUUUCCAGCAAGGGAGCUAUUGUGGCUCCAACAAGAAAUAUAAUUGCCCAAGAGGAUGGAAAGUAAGGUAUGUAAUAGAACUGGGAAGGACCUUUACCUUAAUCUCUACUGGCCUGGACUUCAGAACCUUAAACUGACACACAACUCGCACAUCCAGGGAGCUUUAUUCUGACAUAAGGACAAGGCUGAGGGGGUACAGUAAGGACCCAAAAGGACUAUGCAACCUCAGGUCAGCAAGGACUCUAAAAUGUGGCUGUAGUACUUUGGAGGAGCUACAAGACCAGUGUUCAGGAGACAUACCUGGCUGAGGAAAUGGCAUCAGUCAGGCCAUGUGAAAGUAGAAUUCUUUAAUGGCCUCAUUAGACAAGGAAAUUUGUUUGGACCCUCUGCAGAAAAGGUACUUGCAAAACUGGAGAAAAAGGGGAAGGUUAUUUAGUUUGUAAAUCAGUAGACCCCCCUACACACACACCACACCACCACAAAAAGCUAGCAAUUCUAACAAAGGCUGGAACAAGGCAAACACCAGGAAAAGUAAGGAAGUGUUCAUGUGGGCUUCCUCCAGGUGCUCUGCUUUCCUCCCACUUUCCAAAGGCAUGUAGUAGGUGCAUUGGACACUCUAAAGUGGUCAUAGGAGUAAGUGUGCAUGUAUGUGUGUGAUAUGGAUAUGAUAUGGAAGAACUGCAGCAGGACUAGCCACCCACCUAUGUGAACUUUAGCUCUAGGUGAUUCAUUGAAAUGUAUAUCCCUAUAGCCAGCGGACUUGGUUUCUCAUGUUUGAAGCAGGGAAUUUAAAUUACCUCUUGAUAUUCUUACUUUCAAUUUAUUUGCUGCACCUACAGUGUUUCUAAGGUGCUUUGCUCCAGUAAUUGCUUUUUUUAGAAGCAAGGGAAUUUGCAUCUCUCCAUGUCUAGACAAAUCUGUUUCAAGCAGCAAUCCUAAGAGAUGGCAAGUAGAUCUUCAAUUCAGUUUGGCUUUCUUUUCAGUCUCUCAACCUGCUUCCUAGGGCCACUACUAAAUAUGGAGCCCCAGAGGGCCAUCCUUCAGACAAGGUAAUCUUUCCGGCAAACUGCUUCCUAGUAAUUAAACUGAACAGUUUUCUGAAUGGGAACACUGUGUGCUGGGCUACAUGGCAUCUUCCAUGCUGUUGGUACCCCUAGCAAAGCUAAUCAGACUCUUGAUUCUUAGGGUUUCUAAUACUGUGACAGAAAUGGGACCCAUUCAUAAAUCAAGUGUGAUUAAACUUAAUGAAAUUAGUAUUUCUUCAGUCUGUCUGCCAAGAGUGCACUGCUAAACACACACACAGGUGCGCGCACUCUUUACCCAGCUACCUAGGUCUCUGAAAUUUCAAUUAAAUUUAUGUUGCUACUAUUGCUUGAUCUAUCUUGGUGUCUUAAUUCAUCAUUGCUCUAGUUUCUGCUUGUAUAUCUUUGUACAUUUGUAUGCAAAACAAUGUAGUUGCAGCUAGGUCAAUGAUUAAUGCCACUUCUUUCCUUGGACCACCAUAUCUGGUUUUCAUGCUUCUUUCUUGAUUGUCACAGUUGGAUAAUGCCAUUGGAUCAGUGCUUAGUUUUCAGUAAUUCAUUUUGUUUUAUGUUCCCAGUGCUUCUCAGCUUGCCUGUAUGUUGGCUACUUACAAGGGUGGUAUGUGGAGUCAGCACACCAGUUCACUGCAGUGUCCUGUUUGCCUGCUUCUCUUUAUCGAAAAAUAAAGCUUUCACAGUGAAUUAGCAGAUAAAACUGUCAUUUUCCCUUCAAACAAGGUUGAGACAUCCAGACACUUAUGAAAGAUCCUCAGACAUAUUGUAGGGGGAGGGGUACAUGGAUGCCUUUGGUCAAAGCAGCAUUGGUUUUCCCUCCUAUUGAGUCAGUAAAUAACAGAAUCCAUUUUCUGCUCAGCUUGUGAAUCUUUUGACUCCGAACAAGGGAUCGCUUGUAUCCCCAUCCUGAAGAAUCCAAGGCUGACUGUACUGAUACUAAAAAUGACAGGAGUGCUCAAUUGUUUCAAAGAGCAUACAUCACAUAUGAAAGGAGUCUAGGAAGUCCAAUAUGGCAAGUCCUAGUGGGGAAAGAUUCUUGACCUUUGGAACAGUUUACUUUCAGUAUUUGUUUGGAAUGAGAACUGUGUGGAUUUAACUGCUGUGCUCACUCGGGCCCAGUGGCUACGAUUUGAAUGAUUCUGCUCUUUGUAACAACAUGGAAUUUGCUUUUCUAAUGUACAAAAGCCUGGAAAUUGCAUCGUUUAUGCCUACUUACUUGACUGUUGUAUUUGAUAGUUCUUUUAGUGUUAUGCAUAUUUAGUUUUGUUUAUUAAUAAAAGAUCACUUUAAAUGAAUUUAAGCGAACUUGUAGUGCUUUUGAGGAAGUUAGUCUUGAAAGAGGUGUUGCUGGCUGAACUACUACCCUGUGACAGUCCCGCAAACUUGCACUCCACCCCCUCAGAAGUUCUUCAGGUGAAGAGUUAGGGGAAAAAAAAAGCCAAAUGCCUUUCCAGUAACAGCAACUGUCCCCUUUGCACCCCCCUGCUGUGCUACUGCUAAAUAAAAUAGGUAACCACAUGGAGGAGACAUUAUGUGGGUGGCUGGUCUUCCUCUGCUCAUCUGCACCCCAUUGCAGUGACUAAUGGGUCUGCAGUAGGCAAGCUAAGCACACACUCCCAUGAGGAACACGCUGCAGCCAUCAAUAUCCUAUAUUCAUUUAGGAACCAAUACCCCAGCAAGGGGGACGAUCUGGCCAGGUUCUGAUUUUGUAUCCCAUGUUGUAUAUGCCAUUUACAAUAAUGCCUGCCUCUCCCAGCUUGGGCACUUUCUGGGAAAAAUGCCACAGCAGGGGUGGGAGGGUACAUGUUUUUACCUCCUCCAGGAAAGCCUCCAACCUUGGGAAUGGCAUCUUUCAUCACACCAAGAGGAAGAUGGCUGUUUUUGGAAUGGUCAUACCAUUUGCAUUGAAGAUACCCUUAUUAACAAAUAACCUAGCCUAUUUUUUGGUAGUGCUGAACUCUGGUUAUGACAAAGAUGAAAGUUUCUUGUCAGAUUUUCUGUCUAUGGUGGUCUCCUUUAGAGCUGCUGCAGAAAGUGUUUUCAGUGGUUUGGCAAUGGAACUGUUGAACAGUCGGAGAUGUCUUGCAUUGAGAAUGCUGUCUCAGUCAAGGAGUUUUUAUUGUGCCCCCCACAGAGAAUGGAAGAAAGAUUAUGCAGAUAGUCCAUCCACCAAAUCAACAUUUUAAGCAGGACAAGGGCUUUGCAAAAAGACAUAGGAAAGUGGCAGGGGUAGUAGGCCUCCUCCCAGCUGAAAAUCUCCGUUCUGACUAUACCCCCCUUUCACUACCUCUAUUUUGUUGGAGAGAGAGUGGAUCUUUUCAAGGAAAAAAUGUUUGGGACCACAGAGCUAGGAAUAAGAACUAAAUCCAUUUGGGUGCAAAAAAGGAGCUUAAACAUCCAUGCCUUUAAUGCCUCUACUGUCCCAAGACCACAUUUCUUCGAGUCCCACCAGGGAUCAGCUUCUCAAUGAUGGGUUCUAUUAGAGCAUGUAUAGGGUUCUAUUCAAGCAUCUUUUUGGUACGCAAGAAAGUCUGCCCUUAGAAGUUCCUAUUGAAUGUGCCCAAAUUGAACCAAUUCUGUAAUUUAAGUAAAUUUGAAACACUUAAGGGCAAAGGAAGAAAGGCUUUAAGGUAAUUUCCUAUUGCACAACACUAUUUACAGAGCUAAACCCCCCCUCAGGCUCAUACCUGGAACAGUGCAUUUCCAGUUUACCUCCUUGCCAUCUGGGCUGUCCACUGUGCUCAAGGUAUUCAGAACACUGAAUUUCAUUAAUACCUACUCAUGCUUGGAUGACUGCCUCAGAGUACUUUCCCGUGAGUUCUGGUAAAGAUCACCUUGCACACCUCACAGGAGUACCUCUUGUGGAAUAAUCUGCCACCAGUGCAAGUUUGUAGUCCCCCCCCCCCCCCCCCAGAAAAAAAAAAAAAAGAAAAACACUUCUGCAUAACUGCCUAUGCAAACAACAGGGAAGAGCCCCCACGACAGCAAGUUCCGUCGUGUGAAUGUUAAAUUCCAUCCUCAUGGGUCCAUUACCGUGCUGUACACCAGCUGGAUCAUGUGCUCUAGAAGGAACUUAAGGCUGCAGCAUCUUCACUCAGUGCAAAUUGUUUUAAUGUACAAGCUACUGAAAAAGCUCAGAUGGCUGGCAACACGCAAAUAACACUGAGGUGCUAUUUGUGACCUCUAAGGGUUGCAGACCCUGAUUAUUGGGCUUUAACUUUGCUUUGGGAGCUCAUAUGUCACCUAACUUCACACAGAAGGUAAAGCACCUAGAUCUAGGACACUGAUGUGCUUGGACCUACUUGUACUCAUCUAUGCUACUUGGGAGAAGAGUGGUCUUCAGAGGGGUCAGACUACACCAGAGUCAUCUAGAUCAGCAGAAAGACAGAACUUGCUCCUACCAACUUGCAGAUUGGCCACAAUAGCCUAGGAUUUUUCUGGUUAGCAGAAGCUUUCCCUUCAUGGUCCCUACAGUCUUUCACCAAUAACUAUGCAGACCAGUUGAGCAGGUCCACUGCCAACCUCUAUCAAUGGAAGUUAGAUGUCCAAGUAUUGCAGCCUAACAUGAAAGUGGUGGAUCAAGGACUUAUUUGUUUCCUGUUUAAACCACCAGUUCAGGAAAAUUUGUUCCAAGUAGUGGUGCAGUAAAGCCUUCUCAGCCCAGUGGAGGAAAAAUCUCUUGUAUGCUUGGAAGGGCAGAUUUUAUAAUUAUAGGUUCAUCGGUAUGUGCUGGGCUAGCUGUCCUUGCAGGCCAUUUUAAGCUUAGCCAGUUCCCAUUUUUGUACUUAAAAUAGCCUGUCCCAUUUAGAUUGCCUUUACCCAUCCCAUGGUUGAUAAUUAUAAAUGAUCCUGAAUGAGAAUAACUGGGAUCAUACCAUAUAUAAUGAGGGGGACCCAUGCAUGCAAUAAAAGCCUGUCAAAUCUGCAUCUCUCCAUUAGUACAGGAGGCAGGCUUGGGGACCCAUGCAUGCAAUAAAAGCAUGUAGAAUCUGCAUCUCUCCAUUAGUACAGGAGGCAGGCUUGGGGUAAAUUUUCCAUUUCCAAUCCAUAGAUCUAAGUUGCCCUUGAAAAUGGAUAGGGAUGAACUUUGUUUUAUGUGAAUGAGGAUUUUGUUCCACAGCACAAUAUCUUUUGAGGAUAUACCUGUCCCAUCAAACCAUUCUGUUGAUGUUGCAGAAGAGGUUUAGAUUCCUAAUUUGAUUCCAUUUGACUUGCUGAUGUGCAAUACAUCCAUGAGUAAUGGGUUAGAAGAUGCCUUGUAUGCCAGAUACAGGUUAGCUCUUAGCAGUCUGUAAGAUGCACAGUACAGUGACAGGGUUCUGAGUCGGUCUAUGUAGGACAUGUUUAGGCCUUGUAUCCUUUAAGGAUAUGUUAUCCUGAUAACCUUUUGGCCAUGGUAGCCCUUUUUCUUUCAGCUGGUACAGCUAAGGGAGGAAAUCCUUUCUAACUCUUUAUUCAUUACUAACUCUAAGGAGGAGCCCUGCUAUAUCGGGACAUAACCUGAUUGUAGGAUAGUAACCUUGUCCUAUUAUGAAAUUAUUUUUUUCACACCCUGCAAUUAGUCAAUAAACCUACUUCCAGGAACCUGACUCUCAGAAGUAAUUCCUUGCUAAAUGGAAUAGAUUUUCUACCUGGUAUAUAGACCAUGUCAUACUACCAAAGGUAACAUCGGUCUUUGGAGAUCAUGCUGUGUUUCUGGACCCCUUUAAGGGUCUGACUUUCUCCUCAGUUAAUAACCAUUAUCAGCUACUUCAUGUAGCACUUAACCUCCUGUCAAGCAGUUUUUGAAAGGACUUCACUUGAGAUUCUUGGGCCACAGCCUUCCUCCUUGGGACCUAACCUUUGUAACUGAAAAAUCAAAUUUUGACUCCCAUUUGAACCUGCAAGCACAGCACCACUAAAAUCCCUACUUUGGAACACUUUGGUCAUUACCUCUGCAAGUAUGUGCCUAUAGGCCUUUGUGUAAGAAAUCUGCUGUCUUGCAUGGCCAUGGAAUGACACUUGGGACUAGGCCCCCUCUCUUGCAGAUGGUUUUAGAACCAGUAAUGAAUCAAACUGCAAAGUAACCAUUUGUACUCAGAACUUAAUGUUUGUGUACAGACUUUUGAAAUGACAUUGAAAGCACCAAGGAUUUAGGCAAAUUGAGGGACUUUGAAUUUCCUUUGUUAAUGAUUUGCCAAAUUACUUGGGGCUUUGUGAGCCCCAAGUGAAGACUGCUCAGUCACUGGUAAAGUCCCAAUUUACAAACAUGAUCUGUUUUACCAGCUGAUAACACUUUGGUUACGAUACAUCAGUUUUUUUUUAGAAAUCUGAUCCAUCCAGUCUGAAUGAUUCCUCUGUACUUUCUCACAUGUCUGACUGAACUAUUUAUCUUGCUCUGUAACACCUGUUUUCCAUAGACAAUAUAAACUCCAAUUUAUUCUUCAACCACAUGGCUUUCUGCAGAUGAUCCAGGUGUUUUUUGCCACCAUGCCUGCCGUGACAACCUAGACUCUAACGAGACAGUGCACUUUUUUUUUCUGUCCCCUUUGAACUGUUAUCUCUGGAGCAAUCAUUCAGGCAGCCAUGAGGGUGCUUUGCUCUGUCAGUGACAUCCUGAUAAUAGCAUUUGGAUGAUGGCUUAAUCAUUUUGCGAAUGGUGAUGUGAGCACUUGUUUAAUGGCAAGGAGUGCCAGUGUCCAUCUGUCUGCAUGUGUGUUCUACCACAUUCAACAAGGGCUUAUUAAUGGUUUGGGUGGUCACUCCCAUGCCUUUCCUGCACUGGAUCCUAAAGCCAUUCCUCUGCUCUUCAGCAGGGUUUCCCAUGAGACCAGUCCUCACUAGCUGAUAGGGACUAGUGUCCUGCCAUGACAUUUUCCCAGCCUAUGCUCUGAGGCACCGGCAUUGCUUACUUAAUUGAAUUAAUAUAGAACAUAGUCUAGUAUAUAUAUAUAUAUAUUUUUUUUUUGCUUUCUGUACUGAGGGGGGAGAUUGCACCCAGUUCAAUAUGAAUGAGGUAAUCAUUUCUUUUUUUUUUUGGGGGGGGUGGUCUUGGCAACAUUCGAGUGACCAGGUCAGUUGCUGGAGGGGCAGUGGGAUUGUGUGGCCAGGUGCCUGGUUCUUUCUUUGAGGAAGGCAAAUUGACUCUGAACUAAACUGUAAAAACUUGAUAGGAGAAACCCCACAUCUUAAACAUAUUCUGCCUUCCAAGAUGCAUGCUCUGUAGCAAGCAACAUAGUUGCUAUUUAUUCAGUCCUGAAAUAUGGUGCCAAAAUAUGACUGAAAAUCCAGACUUACUGAGAUUUCCAUUUCUUAGAAUAUUCCCUUUUCUCUAAGGCAUGGUGAUUUGGAGUCAUUGCCCCCCCCCCCCCAUUAGAGGUUCAGUGUAGCUUUCCUUCCUGCAAAAAAAAAAAAAUAAUAAUUUUAAAGAGCAAUAUUCAUUCUGUAUUUUGAGAGACUGCAUUAAGUAUUGAUUUUUCAGUAAGGACCCAUUAUAACUUUCUAACUCUUGGUUCAAGAAUUUGGGGGCAAAGGCCCAAAAUCAGAGACUGAUUUUAAAUAUACAACUACAAAGAUUUUAAAUAUUACUUUUAUACAUUAAAAAUUUGUUGGAAUAACAAGUGAUGCAUUAGCAUACAUUUUCUGAAAUGAACGGUCAGUUAGUGAGAGCUAUCCUCAAUGAUUUGCUAGAAAGCCGCAAAUUUUAUGAACAGACCAAUAUAUCUGCCAAAAUCAUUGUCAGAUGAGAGCUAUGGCAUGCAUACCACAUGGCGUAUCCCUGGGAUGGAGAGAAAGUAGGAAUAAACAGCUCCUGGUCAACGAAUGAAGGUGGGGGCAGUAUUGACAUGCCUGGCAUUUCUAUAAGUAGCAGUAGGAGAAGUGGGGACUAAUCCAGAAAGCUGAAAGUUAUAAGGCUGCAGAAUGGAGGAAGAAAAACACAAAAAUACUUGCUACUUGCCUGCCCACAUAGGAUCAUAGCAGUUUACUAGGCUAACAACACAGAAGUCAUUUCAACCCUAGCUGUUUCAUCCCAAUGUAAUACCAUGGAUAUGCUAGUCAGUACUCUGGACUGCAUUUAUUGAUGGCUGCCCGUGUCCAGGAGGGUUGUGGGCACUAUCCCUGGUAAAAAAAUUUACAGUGCCCCAUCCACUCGUCUAGGUUCCUGUUGAACAGUAUCAUAGACGUACCCUGUUUCACAUGAAUUGGUAGCAUGUCCUAAAGACACUGCAGUCACUGGGAGACAAAUCUGCCCAUUGAGCAUGUCCUAUUUAAGUCACAGGACAUAUUUUGGUCCCUGAAACCAGGUAGCUCUAGUCCCGUUUGAUAUACAGCAAGUUCAACACACAUUGGUGUAAUUGAGACUGACUUUUUAGAUCCGUGAUCUGACCAAAUGUUUGCUCACAUAGUGUGCUGGGCAGGCAGAUAGGUGUCUUGUAACCAGGUAGUCAUUCUAAUUGACAGUGAUUGGUCCAUGAGACUUUGCUGAAUAGCUUUUCAGUAAAGCACAAUUCGCAAAGUAAGAAACUUGGGCAUCUAAACCAGUUUCCUUGUAUUUUUGUUAGAGAUGAACCCAUCCACCCCCAAAUCUAUCAUCUAGAACUCUAAAGUUAUACAACCUUGGAGAAGGAAAGUUCUGUCUUCUCCAAGGUUAUUUGACACUAGUGUUGCAGUGCUGAGAUUGGUGCCCGUCACAUAUGGGGAAUUUGCCACUGUACAUCUAAAUGUCUGAAAAUAGUAUUUAACUGAAUCAGUGAAAUGCAUAUUUAGUUAAUUUCAAAGGAAAUUCAUCCCACAAUGUGCUGUUAGCAAGGAUGUAUUUUAAAGGCUUGGCUUUAUAUAGGUAAUUAGUUUAACAUCAUAUGGAAUUAGUUUAACAGCUGUCAAGACAUUUACUGGCAGUAUUGUGUUUGACUUUGUGUGUAGACUUUGAAGAUUGAUAAAGGAACACUUAAUAUUCUACAUUUUUGGAUGCAUAUAAAAAGGGGUUGUUGCCCUUAAUGACUGGUAGUGCCUGUUGACAUAGGCUUUGUCAGAGUUUUAUAGGCAUUUGGCAGGUUUUACAAAUCGUGGGUAACCAAGAGAUGGUGGCAAUUGCAUACUUUGAAGCCACUAAUUCUUGCAGUUCCAUCAGAAGUAGAUGUCAGAAGUAGAUGUCUGCUGCUCUCCAUAACAUGCUUCUCUCUCCACUAUUACUCUAUGCCCUCAGAGUUUGACUUUCCAUUUGAAGCUUUUCAAACUGUUUUUAAAGUUUUUAGGAUGUCUUCUGUUUUUAAAUGGACUUUUUUGUGAUGAAAACCAUAUGGGCAUCCCUCAUAUAUUCAUCAGGUUCUUCUGAUCCUUUGGGGUACCAAUUAUCUUGUCUUUGUGCAGUAAAUCCACAAUAUCAUCUUUGUUUUCAGGUUAUUCAUAUUUCCAUUUUUGAUAUGGGCUUGCUACAUCCCUGCUUAGUGUCUUAGGAUGUAGCAUUCCAGUACACUUCCCCUGAACAGACACAAUUGCAUAGUCAUGUACCUGUAAUGACUGAAGAGUACAGGGUUACUGUUCCAACUGUGUCCCCUGAGAUAAUGCUGCAUGGAUAAUCACUUCCAUACACCUUGGCUGUACUGCAGCGAUAGCUAUCCUCCCUCAUGAGUGACUGAUAUUUCCUCUGCAUGGGCUAUGCCGAGAAAGUCUGUCCACUUACUGCAACGAGAUGCAGGAACAUACCCCCACCUUACUGGUUGUGCUACAGAGAUAAUACCCCCCCGGCAGUGGUAAUUGUCCUUGAUAAAUGAUGGCUGUUCCCUCUCUGUGGGGUGUAUUAUAAGUCACCCCAUGCCCCCUUAGCUGUGCUGUAGGAGUAGCAAUUCACAAAGAUUUUGCUAUAGUGAUUCACUGCUACCCCAGAACUGCAUUGUGUAAAUCUUAGCUUUAUAACUUAAAAUAAUGAAAUGGGCAAGAUCUUCAAUGGCUCUAUUUGUGCCGGUCCAAAGUUUACUAGGGAAGUAGUUUAAAUUUCUAUAAUGUAUAGUUUUCUGACAUGUUCACACACACUAUCACAUAACAUGCUGCCAUAUUUUUAAAAUCAGCAGAGUUCAAGCAUUUGUUUUUUAGUCGCUGCUGAAAUUAAGAUGCAAUGUAUUUUCAGUGUUAAACAUGGGUUAAGCAUUUUAGUUUACUGAGUGUGGUAAAUGUGCAAAAUUCUUACAUUUUAUGUAGUAUAUUUAUGUAUAAAUUAAUGUUGUCUGUUCCCUGUCUAUGGGUUAGGAGGCACCUCAUUUCUUGGUUUAAUGUUGUACAAAGUCACUCAAUCUCCUUGGCUGUGCUGAAGUGGUAGUGACCCCCCCCCCCCAAA
Molecule: messenger RNA, 20257 nt
Organism: Protopterus annectens (West African lungfish)
Lineage: Eukaryota; Metazoa; Chordata; Ceratodontiformes; Protopteridae
Product: protein-tyrosine kinase 6-like
Exons: 8
Coding region: 268-1206 (312 amino acids)
Biological process (GO): cell surface receptor protein tyrosine kinase signaling pathway; positive regulation of kinase activity; protein phosphorylation
Cellular component (GO): signaling receptor complex
Molecular function (GO): transmembrane receptor protein tyrosine kinase activity; ATP binding
Source: RefSeq, a predicted model, not a curated record